CACACAAAGUCCGCAGCCUACUUGAUACACGCCCCCUCGAGCCCCUCCGCUAACCGCGGGUGCGAAGUAAUUCGCCAGCGCUUGGGCAGCGUAGUGUGAAGCAGCUCCCUUACCCUAGAAGUACGCAUCGCAAGUUAUUAGGCGCUUACCUGUUCGCCUGUCAGGUUGUUCGAUUUGCAUUUCCACUAUUUGAAGCACCCGUUACUAGGAAACUUCUAUUUGCUGCAUUCGGUAACACAGUGGUAACCCUAUCUGUUCCUCUUCGCCGAGCCCAGUUCGCGACGAUGAAACGCAGAGGGGAGGCGAGGAGGGGGAGGCAAGAGGCGACGGUGGAGGGGAGGAUGGGCAGGGGGAAGCAGAACCAGCAGGUGUGGGAGCAGCAGCAGCAGCAGUAGCACCACGAGCAGUUGACUGUAGAAACGAAGGAAGGAGGGAAUACGUAGACAUCAGAACAGCAGCAGCAGCAGCGCGUGCAGAUCUGAUGGCAGCAUGCAGGGACCUCUUCACUCUCAUGCAGGGACCUCUUCACUCUCAUGCAGGGACCUCUUCACUCUCAUGCAGGGACCUCUUCACUCUCAUGCAGGGACCUCUUCACUCUCAUGCAGGGACCUCUUCACUCUGCUUUUGAGUCGACUCAAAAGCAUGAAAGAGGCCACCGAGUUCAUCAAAAGCGCACCUGCCGCCGCCCACUGGGCUCGCAUGGCGCAGGGCGCAUACGCCCUAACCGAGAUCAAUUCAGCUGUCACUAAAAUCAGGUCCUCCACCUGUCGCUCGGCGCGUGUGGCGGUUUCCGAGCAAGAUGCAGCCACAGAGAGGGAGGAUGCGGUGAUUGAGGCGUUUGCUGCCAUGGCUGCGGGGACGUUUGUGAGCCGGGCUGGUGGGGAAGGAGAGGGCGAAGGGGGGAUGGUUUGGCUGGAAGGCUUUGAUGGCUUGCUGCCUGCUGAUGACUUGGGUGCUGCAGAUGGGAGUGAGGGCGAGGGCGAGGGUGAGAGGGAGAGUGAGAGGGCUGCGGUGAUUGACCCUCGGGCGCGGGCGCUAGGAGUGAUGGAGUCGCUGAUUGCAGAGCUGGCGGUGCAGAGGGGCGCCAUGCUGGAGGGCUUCAGAACCAUGCGCAUGCCUCGCACUGCUGAUGCCGGCGCAGCAGAGGGUGCAGCCGCCGCUGCAGAUGGAGCAGCAGCUGCUGCAGAUGGGACAGCAGCCGCUGCAGAUGGGGCAGCAGAUGUUGCUGCCCCUGCUGCUGGUCCUGCUGGUGCUGCUCCUGCUGCUGGUGCUGCUGGGGCUACCCCUGCUGUCGGUGGUGGCGCUCCUGCUGCUGCUGCUGCUGCUGUUGCUGCAGAUACAGGGGAUGCUGAUGGGACCCCUCCUGCUGUUACACGUGCUGCCACUGCUACAGGUGGUGCUGCUGCUACAGGUGGUGCCACUGCUACAGGUGGUGCUGCUGCUACAGGUGGUGCUGCUGCUACACGAGGUGCCACUGCUACAGGUGGUGGAGCAGCAGUGCAGCAAGGGGGAGAAACAAUGGCAGUAGCAUCUCAUCAUGUGGAAAGGCCACAAGGGGCACCAGGGGCACCAGGAGCACCGGGGGGCACCAGGAGCACCGGGGGGCACCAGGAGCACCGGGGGGCACCAGGAGCACCGGGGGGCACCAGGAGCACCGGGGGGCACCAGGAGCACCGGGGGGCACCAGGAGCACCGGGGGGCACCAGGAGCACCGGGGGCAGGAGAAGGAGGGGAGAAAGUGUCAGGGGAUGGAGAAGCUUCGGCCGCACGAAACUCUGCAAGCCAGAGAAGGUCAAAGGGCGGCAGAAACUCAGCAGCAACCAAGAGGGGCAUUUCUGGGGUUCCUGUGGACGUGACCUGCGCUCCCCUCAAGGCCCUGACCCUCCAGAGCGUCCACUUCACCACCACCACCCCCGUGCCCACCUGGCUGCCCCCAUCCUUUCCCUCGGCAUCCCCUCUCAUGCGCCUUGCUUCCCCUGCUGUAGCCCUUCUCCUCGUCCCUCUGCUUCUCCCUCCUUGUCCCGCUCCUCGUCCCGCCUCUCUCCUGCUGCCAUCCCAAGCCCCCCCACUCAGCCGCAAUCCUUUGAGUCCAUUACCCUGGCUGCCGCUUUUACACAGCUGAAGCGGCUCGCCCUGGUGUCGUGCUACGGGCUCAAGGAGGAGCAGCUGCUGCUGCUGCGGGCUUGCCCCGUGCUGGCAGCAUUAACAGUGGAGCACAUUGAUGACUUUUCGGACCGGGUGGUGGUAGGAAGCAGGCUGGAUCUGCUCACGCAGUUGACUCUGGUUGACUGCGAUGCAAUCACUGCACCCGGCAUUGGGGGGCUGCUGGGAGCUUCCCUAGGUUGCGGCUUUUGAAGGUGGAAGUGAGCAAGGUUGCUGAGAGGGCUCGCAGGGAGUUGCUCCGAGCUGGCGUUCUGAGUGGAUGUUGACAGUGCCGCUGAGAAAACCAACCAAGGUGCAGCUCGCGCCACACGUGCUCCUUUUUCUCCAUCCUGUUCAGCAUCUUGAAGGUGGGAUCACGGGAGCGUACAAGGUUCUAAACAGUCAGAGGUUCGUUCCAUUCCAAAACGUACACCUGUGAGUGCUGCAAGCACUUAGUGUGCCACUAUUGGCUUCCUCACUGCUCCUUCCAUCCUGGCCCCCAAGCAUGCUCUCUCUUCACUCCCACAUCCAAGUCUGCAGUCUACGCUCUCAUGCAAAGGCGCUUCCAACUUGUUGCCGCAUCUGCAACUUCGUUCAUCAAUCCACU
Messenger RNA from Closterium sp. NIES-67, 2749 nucleotides. The record is from the annotation of a GenBank genome assembly. NCBI's taxonomy places the organism in Eukaryota, Viridiplantae, Streptophyta, Zygnematophyceae, Desmidiales, Closteriaceae.